Messenger RNA from Periconia digitata, 2676 nucleotides. NCBI's taxonomy places the organism in Eukaryota, Fungi, Ascomycota, Dothideomycetes, Pleosporales, Periconiaceae. The record is from the annotation of a GenBank genome assembly.
CUGACCUCAGCUCUCGCUCGUCGUGCAUCGUUGCCGUACCUCUGUAAACUCUCUCCUCCAAAGACUCGUCAUGCUGGCCGUGACGGAAUCUCUAUAGCCACCGACAAAGAGGCUGUAACAUGGAAACGCGGUAACAUAACAUAGUUUAGCAUUCGAGCUCGUAUCACCCAACCACGCAUCGCAUACCCGCCCGCCACCCCGCCGCCCGCCAUGCAGUCGUCUUCACCUCCUCCGCAGACACCAACGGUGCAGCGUCCGGAGCUGUAUGAGAACUCGGACGACUCGGACCAUUCACAAGCAACUCUGCAACGCCGCUCUCCCAUGCCCCCGCGUGCCGCAAAGUCGCCGGAGCCGACGGCCACCCAGAAUUACUCACGCCCCGUCCUGUCGCGCGACGACCAUUCAUCCUCCCAACAACCCCAGGGCGGCCAUCGGCGACAGCGCUCGCAAGGCUAUUUCGAGCCCACCCUUCCCUCAAACCAGGCGGCCAGCAUGUCGAAUGCGAGCCACUUGGAUGCGUCGCGAAUCGCCGCCCAGGCAGCCAUGCACGGCCAAAAUCCUCAGCACACACGAAAACGUUCCACCACCAUCCCGGAACCUGGAAACACUGCGCCAGCCGGGAGAGCCCCCACAAGUCCGCCGCCGCUCCCGGCAGGGGCACAUACCGUUACUUUCAAGACGAAUGGCAUGACCUAUCAGAAUGGAAUGAGCGGUGGGAACAGGAUGGCUGCCACGGCUGCUGCCAACGUAGCUUUUCCACGGAGCCCGCUUCACUCGCCCAACAUGCAGCAGCAGCAGCAGCAGCAGCAGGAAAUGGGGUCUCCAAAGCUUUCCACGUCCGAACCGGCUCAGGUGCCCAAGACAAAGGAGAAGAGCAAGAUGAAGCUUUUUUCCAAGCCCAAGAACAUCAAGAUUGACAAGGGGAAAGAGUUUGAUGGCAGGAUCCAAGCCCUGCCCUCACCAGGCAAGAUAGGACUGGGCAUGCACAGUUCGCAAGCCCUCAAUCGUAUGAUGAUGAACCAGUCCACCACGAGCCUCGCCGAACCCAGCAUUAGCAGCAGCAGCGCGUCGCUGUACUCUUCAGCGAAUGGCUCAACAUCCACGCUGGUGCCCCCUCGGAGCGAUGCGCAAUACCCUCAAGAGAAGGACAAGAAACACCAUUUCUUGUCGCGCAAAACUCACAAGAUUAAGGAGAAGGAUGAACACAGUUUACCAUUAUCGUCAGCCAGCAGCACGUCCCGGCCGGUCGACCCCAGCGCGCCUCAAUCGUUAUACAACUUUGCGGCACCUGCGUCCCCUGGUCAUUCCAGUGCGUUUGGUGCAUCUGUGACGGGUCUCGACUUGCGACAUGGCGGCCGCAACCUGCGACGAGCUAAGAAGGAGGAAAAGGCCGCUGCCUAUCUUGAUGCCUCACUCGAUCCAGCAUACCGUGACCGGAAACAGUCAUUCAGUACCGAGAGGUCCGAAUGGCCAUCCAUGGGUGGCAGCUUGGGUGCGCCUUCGAUGACUAGUCUUGGCCCGUCUCCAGGAACGGCCAUCACCAACACGAGUGACAUGUUGAACUUGGGCAACUCCUUCGGGAUUACAGGCAUGUCUCCAGAUGAUGCGUGGCCACUCCUCAAAGCUCGAGUGCUAUUGAUCUUUGAGGGCGAGGACCCACGGCCACCGGUCGAGGAUUUCAACGCACUGGUCAUUCUACACAUUCGGCGAUGUAUACAGAAACGAUCGCCCAUCAUUCUUAUCGAAGACCUCAACGAGCUUUUGAUGACUGGGUUUGGCUCGCUCGACCAGACACUGCGACACGUUCCAGAUGAUCGUCUAGUUCCACAUCUGGUCAUCCUAUGGAUCGCAGUCUUCACUUCUAUUCUUCCCUUUGUUCAGGCUGUCUUCCUGCCCCUUGAUCUGGAAUUUCGCGGCUCGGGCAUCAUGUCGUCUACGGCAGCUGCUGAUUUCUGGGGCGUUCUUCUUCCGGAUGAAAUGAAUACAAAAUCACCCGAAAACAAAAACAUCCCCAUCCUGGGCGAGCUCGAAGUCCGUCGCAUGACGCUCCUCAUGUUCCGUGAUACUGUUAUUCUCCCCCGGUAUGAUACCCUCAUGGCCAUAUUUUCACGCCUUUCUCUCGAAAAUCUCAACGUCGGCCUCGAAGCGCCAUCGCCCAUCCCAGACGCACGCCCCGGUACCGCAUCUUCUCAAGACAUGCUCCCUCCGAGUAGCAUUCCAUCCGCCUCACACAGCUCCGGCGGCUUCCUCGAAUCCACAACCUCCAUGACCUCGUCCACAUUCGCAUCCACGUCCCGCUCGCGUGCCACCUCCAACACAUCAGCCGGCUCUUUCUCCGCGCACUCGACUCACUCCAAUCCCGCUGUUGCCGCCGCCAAUAAUCUCCUUCGUCCGGACGCGGCGCUUCCGCCGUCGAUGCGCAGCCAGCCUAUGGAUCUUUCAACAGUCACUGAGACCGUUGGUCGCAUGUUGCAGUGCAUUAGCGUGCUGGUCAGUCUGCAGAGCGGCGACGAGGCUCAAGAGAAGAUGGGCAGGCUCAACAAGGAGCUCAAGUAUAACUGGCUCGGCAGAGGCAGAACUGGAAGGCAGAGACAGGGAUUUGUCGGUGCGAGGAGGGGUGGUGCUGGGUUGAAUCUUGCUGGGGGUGCGGUUGCGAUUCCGGGGCUCGGAGCGUAG